UAAUCUAUGUUCGUUCACUCUUUCUUUCCAUUCAAUCAUCAACUUCAUUGAUCCGUUUUUAAUUUUUGACGAAAAUAAAAUUAGAUUUAAUUUAUAUUUAUAAAAUUAAAUAGUAAAUUUAGUUGUAGUUUAGAUUAACUCGCACCCACAUAAAUAAAACACAGAAUAACGAGAUGAGUUCAGGAGGCACUCGCGUGUACGUCGGUGGUUUGGUGGAAGGAAUCAAGAAGGAGGAUUUGGAGCGAGAGUUUGACAAAUACGGAAAACUGAACUCCGUGUGGGUCGCACUUAACCCCCCAGGUUUCGCAUUUAUCGAAUUUGAGAACGUGCAGGAGGCGGAGGAUGCGUGUAGCGCGAUGAACGGGUUCGAGAUGCUAGGCGCGACAUUAAAAGUAGAAUUAUCGAGAAAACGAGACGGCCCACGCCGCGGCGGCGGCAAUUUCCGAGGGGGCCGCGGGGGUAGCUUCCGCGGCGGGCGCUCCUUCGGCGGCUCGUCCGGGGGCGGCGGCGGCGGCGGCGGCGGGCGCUCGUACGGCGGCGGCGGUGGCGGCGGCCGGCCCUUCAACCGGAACGGCAACGGCUACGGCUCGGGCGGCGGCGGUGGUGGCGGCGGCGGCGGCAACUUCAGAUCUAGGUCGCCGCUGUCUCGAUUUUAAUUUAAUUCUAGAAUAAAUUUAGGUUUAGUGUUAACGUAAUCUGAAGCCUUCCGAGUGUUUAAUAAAAUUCGAUGUUUUGUUUAAUACUGGGGGUUUAAUGCUUAAGAGAUUGAUGAAGUUGAUGUCGUUGGAUGUCGAGGACAAUGGAAUAAUUCCAACCUGGAUUCCAGCUACACAUCAAGACAAAAUAUGAACAAUCUUCAGUAUAUCUUUAACAUUAUACCUAAGCACCUAAUGGGCUAAGUUUCCUUAUUGUAUAAAUAAAUAAAAAACACAAAUUCCAA
Messenger RNA from Maniola jurtina (meadow brown), 940 nucleotides. RefSeq names its product RNA-binding protein Rsf1 (gene Rsf1). The record is from RefSeq and is a predicted model, not a curated record. Lineage: Eukaryota; Metazoa; Arthropoda; Insecta; Lepidoptera; Nymphalidae. Gene Ontology annotation, biological process: mRNA splicing, via spliceosome. The coding region runs from base 174 to 656 and encodes 160 amino acids. Gene Ontology annotation, cellular component: nuclear speck. Gene Ontology annotation, molecular function: RNA binding. The transcript is spliced from 3 exons.